AUGAUGAACGUACUCCGUUCUAUGUUCGGGGUAUGUAGCAGUUCCGCGGAGAAGGGGGAAGUACAUGAUAUGAUCAAGAAGAUCUUCGGCAAUGAACUGGUGAUGAAAGAUAAUACGGAUAAACAUACCCAAAGAAGCAAAUAUGUGAACUACAUAAGUGAAAAUCUUACCAAAAUAUUGGAUGCAAAGGUAAACAGUUACAAGAUUAAAUCGACUAAGAAACACAACGUAAACGUUACAACCGAGACAGCAGAAUCAAAUGACGAGAGGCCGGGCAGAGUUGGACCAAAACUAGUCGUUUUUGAUGCGUCUACUGGAACUGGCAGACUGGUUCUAGUUGGUGAUGAACGUGUUAGUAUACAAGGCUUAUCAAGUUUUGCAACAAUAAGGGCUACUGCCUGCGUUUUCUCUGGGAAGUGGAUGUACGAAGUACAACUCGGUACUAAGGGAAUUAUGCAGAUUGGUUGGUGUACAUCAUCUUGCACGUUCUCAAUGGACACAGGAGUGGGAGACACUGCUCAUUCUUACGCUUAUGAUGGUGGAAGAGUGAGGAAGUGGAAUGUUGCCACUUCACAAUAUGGUCAAUCUUGGCUUCCAGGGGACGUUAUUGGUUCAUGCAUAGAUUUGGACAAGGGCACCUUAGAAUAUUACAGAAAUGGCGUAUCUCUAGGUCUGGCCUUCGAUAAAGUCGCCCACGGCUCUGGUCUGGCGUACUUCCCGGCGGUGUCACUGGCUAUGCAGGAACACCUUUAUGCGAAUUUUGGACACGUACCAUUUAUCUUCCCGAUUGAAGGAUUCGCUCCACUUCAAGCUCCUCCAAUUCGAGAGUGCAUACGCGCAACUCUGUUAUUUAAAUCACUCGAAGGUUUAAUAGACGAACUUAAUAGGCUUGCCGGUCUCAAGCCACCAGUAACAGCUAAGAUUAGUAAAGCCAAAUCUGACUCUUCGAAGGCUGAAGUGGAAGUGGCUCUUCGUAUCCAUAGCUCAAACUCUAUAUACAGCCCUCGAGCCUCACCGCACAGUAUGGUAGAUGCACAGAGCACAGAAGUCAAGAAGAUGUCGAAAAGAGCGUUUUUAAUGUCACUUGCACGUCUCGUAGUGGCUGAAAUGGGGACGGUACUACGCGUGACAUAUGUGGUUGUGUCAGAACUGCUACCGAGGUUCAGAGGGACACUUGGUCUGAAGAACCGAGGAUUAGGUGUCGACCAAAGUGCUGUUGAAUUUUAUCUUAAGGCGAAGGAAGAUAAAUUUAACGGACUCUCCCAAAAGUUCUUAGCUCAGCCUCAGCCCCGUCUUUGUACUCUUUUGGAUUUACUCUGGACGUUUCUCGAGGAAGCAGCACUGUGUGAUGUGUUGGAACAUUGUGUCGUAAGGGAGUGUCUGCUAUACGACCUUGUGUCGCCGGACAUGAACUUUACACAACAGUUAGAAGGUCUGUAUGUACUCUGUGGUCUGAUGCAACAUCGAGAUACGAGACAUCAUCUCGUCAAAUAUGUUUUCUUCAAUAAAAUAACGUUCGAUAAUUUCCUAAACAUAAAAUGUCCAGACGAGACCGUACUACGAUCGAUCAUCCGAAAGCCUUGGUGGCAACGUCCUACAUCGGUACAAGGAGAAACUGAUCCCCAAAUAGCUGAAAUAGCGGAGAAGGGCAUGACACGUUCCACAUUCGCACCAACUGGGACAGAUAAAAUAUCCAAGCCACCCCCAUCGUCUCCAGAUGAUUCAACCUUAGAGACUCAGUAUAAAGACGAUUGUGAUAAAAUUACAAAGGCCAUCGCUCCUUUAGAGCGUAUACAGUUGGAGUUUCUGCUUAUGUUAUUGGAUAACACAGAUGGUACAACCAUGGUACCAUCUACAAGGAAAAUCUUCUUGGAAAAGUUCAGGAGAUACAUAAUGGAUAAUUGUAUCUUGGAUAUGAGAUUAUUUAAUGUGUCCAGAAACUCACCAGCUAUUUCCUGGUGCUGUCAUGCUCGCCUUCUCACUGCUGUGUUGCGACUAUGGAAUGAAAAUCCUCUGAAUAAUCCGCACUUACCACCUCACAUACCAGCGAGAACAUUUAUAGACGGUGAACUCGAUUUUUACAACGUCGAUCGUCUGGGAGGAGUCCUACCGUUCUUGGUUAGGACUUUACGGCAGGAUUUAAUUCAAGUUCUCGGUGAGGAGAAUCCAUUUAUACAAAGUUUUGAACCGAAUUACAAUAGAGCUGGAGGAAUCGAUACUGGUGUGAAUGAUAUGGCAGCGGGUUCUCCAGGUUUGGCAACGUUACCCCAAGUUAUAUCAUCAAUGGCGCGAUUUAUGCACCCUCCGAUGCCUCCAAUGGCAAACAGCUUAUACUCCAGACCCGCCGGUGAAACAGCAUUGGCCCUUAAAGGGACAAGGUCGACGAUGCCCGGAGCUGGGUGUAUUGAUGUUAGGACGGCUUACUUGAGACUCAUUGAUGGACUGUUAGCAUUGUACCAUGGAAUAGCUAUCAAACAUGCGGAAAAGCUUUGUGAGCUUCGUGAUAACCAACUCGACAUGGCCGAUUGUCUUCACGAUAUUGAACAACGAAUUGUUGCAGUUUCGAACGAACUUCAAGUCGUUGAAGGUGAUUUGUGUACUAAAACUGAAAUGAAUGAAUCAGAAAAAAUAAGAAGACUGCUUACAGAGAAGAUGUUGAGUGAACUGGAAAGAUCUAAAGCGGUUUACGAGGAGAAGUUAGAAGCUAGCGCUCUUCAAAUGGCUUGGGUAAUUGGAGCGAUAUGGACUAAGCAGAGACAGCAGGAGCUCGCAAAGCACUUCACUGGUACUCUUCACUCGUUACGCUACGCUUCAGACCCUGAUUAUGCCGCUCAUGUUCAGGCUACAAGUAAAGAAAUACUACCCGGGAAGAGCUCAAUAUUAGGUGGGGCGAGCUACGCUUCGCUACAGUUGGAAUAUACGUCUAGUUCAGAUCAAAGUCCUCAAACUCCUACUUCGAGGGCAGCCUCACCUCGCACGUGCUCGAAUACACAAAUUGAAAUGAACCCAACCAGUAACAGUCCAGAAUUCUCAGAAUCGCUAUUCGCCUUCGUGCCGGAGUACCAUGUGGACGCAAUGUUGGAAAUUUGUAACACGUUAAGACUGUACAUGCACCCGACAGUUCCAGUCCAGCAAGUGUCAGAAUGGGAGGAACUGGUCGUGUCGUGUGCAGCAUUCCUGUGCUCAGAGUUUGCUGAUCCUCGAAUAGUACUGGCCAGUACUCGUGAAUCCCUCGUUCAGACACUAGCCUCAUUUGCUACACAACCUGCUACUAUGCGAGCUAUCGAAAGAGUACCUUUAAAACAACAAAUGUGCAUGGUCGAAGAACUGGUACGUCCGUAUCAAAAUCGUGCUUGGGCUCAAUCGAAUUGGGUGCUGGUUCGCUUCUGGCACGGUUCAGGGUUCGGGUUUCGACAUCGACAAUGGCCACAUUUGGCUGCCAGGUACGGUGACAGAGAACCAACGGUUAACAAUUUGGGGGCAAAAGUCGACGCCGGAUUAAUGAGCCAAUGUUUCGGUCCGUGUCCAUCGGAAGUAAUACAAGGUCGUAUCAGGGACUACUUGAACGAUCACCAGAAAGAGGCUGCGCAAUUUUUAAACUCGCUUCUCAGUCAGCUGAACUGGGCCUUCUCGGAGUUUUUCACUAUGAUGCAAGAAAUGGAUAGGGUACAAAUAGACGCUCACUUAGAACCACGUCACAUAAAGUUGUGCGCGACUUGCUUCGAUCUCUACCACGGGCUCGCUCGAGCCUUGGAGAUGACCCUUGCAUUAUCGCCGGAGCUUUUGACGAAGUCCGAAUCCAGUGACAAUCAAAACGAACUACUUUUGGGAAGAACGUGUCAGAUUCUAAUGGCGGUUGUAUCUCGGAUUUGCGUUCGAGGUGGUGGUGCUGCUGGCUUCAGAAGACUCGUGGCUCGAGGUCUACCAGAUACGGAUCGAGUGCACUAUUACGUCGCGUUAGCACCAGUGGCCGGGUGUCUGAUUAGAAUAUUAGACCCAAAGUUGCCACAGGAUCACCUGAGUAAAGUUACCAAUUCACUGGUAUCCGAGCCGCUGUUCCGCUUGGACGGGCUCGAGUUUAUGUUGGAGAAAGAUAAAAAUAAAAAUUUCUCCUUCUACAAAUUCCCAGACGAUGUGAGCGCACAAGAGCUAAAUUCCCUGGAAAAGUUAGUCGAGAGAUUACGAGCGGCUCGUGAUGCCCAAAUGACGACAAAGUCGCCGGGCUCUAGUGGGACACAGUCAGACCUACUCUGUACGAUCUGCUAUGCCAGACCUGCGGAUACUGCAUUUAUGCCUUGCGGACAUCACUCUUGCAGGGCAUGCAUAAUGCAACAUCUCCUUAACAGUAAGCAGUGUUUCUUUUGUAAAGCUGAAAUCGAUACUGUUCGAGAAAUUGAGCCUGUUACCGCCUAA
This is a messenger RNA of Vanessa tameamea, 4413 nucleotides long. RefSeq names its product E3 ubiquitin-protein ligase RNF123-like. Lineage: Eukaryota; Metazoa; Arthropoda; Insecta; Lepidoptera; Nymphalidae. The transcript is spliced from 35 exons. The record is from RefSeq and is a predicted model, not a curated record. Gene Ontology annotation, molecular function: protein binding; ubiquitin-protein transferase activity. The coding region runs from base 1 to 4413 and encodes 1470 amino acids. Gene Ontology annotation, cellular component: cytoplasm.